Messenger RNA from Spirodela intermedia, 270 nucleotides. NCBI's taxonomy places the organism in Eukaryota, Viridiplantae, Streptophyta, Magnoliopsida, Alismatales, Araceae. The record is from the annotation of a GenBank genome assembly.
AUGGCUGUAUAUGUAUAUAAAAUUUACCUACAAGAAUUUUAUACUUCGCCAACAUAUUGCAGCAGGAAUCACAGCACACUUUCUAUGAUAGGCCAUUAGUAAGAAUAGUAUCCUAUCCCCGGCACAUUUCUUAGUUAGGACGACAGAGGUCUAAGCAAAUCCCAGCUCAUGGGCCAGAGAAAGGAUUAUGCAACAAGAGGAUUAAUUGAAGACACUGACCAUCAUUACAAGUACCAACCACUAGAAGAGCUUCUCUUGCAACAUGUGUAG